This is a messenger RNA of Syngnathoides biaculeatus (alligator pipefish), 4228 nucleotides long. RefSeq names its product protein phosphatase 4, regulatory subunit 1-like (gene ppp4r1l). NCBI's taxonomy places the organism in Eukaryota, Metazoa, Chordata, Actinopteri, Syngnathiformes, Syngnathidae. Gene Ontology annotation, molecular function: protein binding; protein phosphatase regulator activity. Gene Ontology annotation, biological process: protein dephosphorylation. The coding region runs from base 134 to 3016 and encodes 960 amino acids. The record is from RefSeq and is a predicted model, not a curated record. The transcript is spliced from 20 exons.
AUCGAUCGUCUGCAGGAAGUACAUCCAGGAUUUUUUUCUUUUUGCAUUUUUUUUUGUUUGAGUGACAGCUGAGUGCCUAGUGACAGUCCACACGGGACGGCGUCCAACGCGCACACCCGAGCCGAUACUCAACAUGGCAGGUCUAUCUUUAUACUUUGAAGACAGCCAUGACGAUCUAGAUGAUUUUGGAUUCGAUGACUAUGGAUCAGAAUGCGACAGCAUCCGCAUCACGGCCUUCCUCGACGCAGGCCAGGACAACUUGACGCCACUCGGGAGGCUAGAGAAGUACGCCUUCAGCGAGAAUGUUUUUAACAGGCAGAUCGUGGCUCGCGGGCUGCUCGAUGUGCUUCGUGAUUACAGCAAUAAUGAAAAUAACUUCAUCACUGUCAUGGAGACAGUUGCCAGAAUGUCAGAAGAUGGAGAGCCGACCGUGCGAGCCGAGGUGAUGGAGCAGGUCCCCAACAUUGCCAUGUUUUUACACGAGAGUCGGCCCAACUUCCCAGCCGCCUUCUCCAGAUACCUAGUACCCAUUGUAGUCCGGUAUCUCACCGAUCCCAACAACCAGGUACGAAAGACCAGCCAGGCGGCGCUGCUGGUGCUGCUGGAGCAGGGCCUCAUCUCAAAGACCGACAUGGAGACCAAAGUUUGUCCAGUUCUGCUGGAUCUCACAGAACCCAGCAGCGAUGACGAUUACAAAAUCGAGGCGGUUGCUAUUAUGUGUAAAGUGGUGACCAUGCUGAGCAAAGACACAGUGGAGCAUCUCUUACUGCCACGCUUCUGCGACCUGUGCAGCGACGCCAGACUCUUUCAAGUGCGCAAGGUCUGCGCAGCCAAUUUUGGAGAAUUCUGUUCAAUUGUGGGGCAGGAGGCCACAGAAAAAUUACUGAUUCCCAAGUUCUUCGACCUGUCCUCUGACAGCCUGUGGGGCAUCAGGAAAGCCUGCGCCGAGUGCUUCAUGAUGGUCUCCAAUUCUACCUCACCUGAGGUGCGACGUGCAAAGUUGUCUCCCCUCUUCAUCAGCCUCAUCAGCGACCAGUCCCGCUGGGUGCGUCAGGCUGCUUUUCAGUCUCUGGGCCGUUUCAUCUCCACCUUCGCCAACCCGACCAGCGCAGGCCUCCACUUCAGAGAGGACGGCGGGUUACUCGAUGUUUCCAGGUGCACGUCAGACAGCGACUGCUCCUUGAAUUCCCUCAACUGCGCCGACAUCACCAGCCGCCGCACGGAACGAACAAUCGCCCACACGCCUCCCAACCAAGAUGGCCGUGCCACGCCGUCGCCGGAACACGUCCCGGCGGCUGAGGAGAUGAACUACGACGACGACAACAACCACAGCUUCGCUCACGGAGAGGCGCUCGACAGCUUAGCGCAUGUCAGCAACAACGCCAGGAACGCUAAAGAGGCGACGCAAGCGGACGAGAACUUCAACUCCUUCCACUUCUGGAGGCCUCCUCUACCGGACAUCAGCGGCGAACUGGAGCUGCUCAGCUGUCAAAUGGGGGACGGGAUUGAGAAGAAGAGGAAAGAAGCGGAAGAUUUCGGAAGCGCUCCAGAUUCCAAGGCCAGCCCUACUAAGCCUACCAGCGACCAGAUCCAGAUGGUGUUAGACAGUUUACAGCCGCACACGGAUGACCCGGAUGUCCAAGCUCAAGUUCAGGUCUUGUCAGCGGCUCUGAAGGCCGCUCAGCUCGACAGCCCGUCCGACGACAGUCCCACGGAAAGCCGGCCGACGGAGCCGCCCGCUGACAUCGACCCCGCCAGCCCGCCCGUUGAGAGCAAAUCGGUGGAGGUUCCCUCCGAGGUCCAGGAGUGUCUCGCUAAGGAGGAGCAGACGACAGAAAGCCUUUCAGCCGCUGAGACGUGCCCAAUCCAGGAGCAAGGAGAUGAGGAGACACAAACGGAACCCUUGUUGGAUCAGGAAGAAUCUCCGCCCGACUCUCCAGUUCUGGUGUCUAAAUUAAUUGAAAGUGUGGAGGAGGAGAGAAAAGAAGACUCGGUGUGUGAAGACAAGCCAAAAAUCCAGAAUGUCAUCCCCCAGCAGUUGCUGGAUCAGUACCUCUCCAUGACCGACCCGGCACGGGCUCAGACGGUAGACAUGGAGAUAGCCAAGCACUGCGCCUUCAGCCUGCCGGGCGUGGCGCUCACUCUGGGCCGACAGAACUGGCACUGCCUCAAGGACACCUAUGAAGCGUUGGCCUCUGAUGUCCAGUGGAAAGUGCGUCGCACGCUUGCCUUCUCCAUCCACGAACUGGCGGUCAUCCUGGGGGACCAGCUGACGGCGGCAGAUCUGGUUCCCAUCUUCAACGGCUUCCUCAAAGACCUGGACGAGGUCCGCAUCGGUGUCCUCAAGCACCUCUACGACUUCCUCAAGUUGCUCCACGCGGACAAGAGGCGAGAAUACUUGUACCAGCUGCAGGAGUUCAUGGUGACCGACAACAACCGCAACUGGAGGUUCCGAUACGAGCUGGCAGAGCAGCUGAUCCUGAUCAUCGAGUUGUACAGCCACUACGACGUGUACGACUACCUCAGGCAGAUCGCGCUCACGCUCUGCUCCGACAAGGUCUCGGAAGUCAGGUGGAUCUCCUACAAGUUGGUGGUGGAGAUCCUGCAGAAGUUGUACUCCAGCGGUGCCGAUGAGUUGGGGGUGAAUUUUAUCAACGAGCUCACCGUCAGGUUCUGCCAUUGCCCCAAGUGGGUGGGACGGCAAGCCUUCGCCUUCAUCUGCCAGGCGGUGGUGGAAGAGGACUGCAUGCCCAUGGAGCAGUUCGCCCAGCACCUCCUGCCCAGCCUGCUCAGGCUCUCGUCAGACCCGGUGGCCAACGUGCGGGUGCUGGUUGCCAAGGCCCUGCGACAAAGCGUCAUGGAGAAAGCCUACUUCAAGGAGCCGGGCUGCGCCUCCUCGGACGAGCUGGAGGAAACGGUCAUGGCGCUCCAGUCGGACAAGGACCGCGACGUGCGCUUCUUCGCCAGCUUGGACCCCGGCAAAGGCCUGACCGCGGACACGGCGCCGCUCAUCUAGCCUCCGGACCGCCCACCCCGCUCUCUUUUUACCAGCACACCCAAACCGGAGCCUCCCCCACGACUCGCCUAACCUCACCUCGCAACUGCUAACGGAAAAGCACGAACCCGCACCGCUUGGUCAGCGGCGGGAUACGUCACACAAAAGCAGUUUUCAGGAAAUGAGCAGGACUCAAUUUUUUUAUUUUUGUUUUUGUUUUUUUUCCGCACACUAACAAGCUUGACUCUCCAAAACUGAGUUUGGUUAACUCGGUUAACUUUUUUUUUUUGUACUUUAUCGGCUUCUUUUUUUUUUUUUUGAGCAUCUUAAAGGAGCAGCUGGCGUCUGCCUCAACCAUUCGACGCUCGCAUUAAACUCAGGGGGACUCGAGCUACUCGCUGCCAUUUUAGACCCGACACACCUACCACCACCCCCACCCCCACCCUCCUCCGUUUUACCAAAACUACAGAAAAAAAAAUGUGACACGGACGACGACAAAAUUACCUCCUGGACACAGCUGGCCUCCGUUUGGUGAUCUUAAAAAAACAAAACAAAAAAAAAAAAGAAAAAUCUCACAAGGGCUGGAGCACAUUUGUACCCCCACAAAAUCCAUUUUUUUUUGUGUACAGUCUCUCCGGUGAAGCGUCAGUGAAUCUAAUUGAGCGCUUGUACAGUAAGUAGCAUACAAGACUGGAAGGUAUCGCCGCAUUAUGGACCCCCCACUUCCUCGUAGUGGAACGAUCCACUUUCGCGACUUCCGCCUCCAUUUUUUUGUGUACAGUUUUGAAACCUGUGGAUGACGCGCGACGUGACGGAACCAUGGCCAGUGGAGUGAGGGUUUUGUAUUGGGGGGGGUGCCCUCGUCAGUCCUUGUCACUUGUAAAUGUUUUUUUUUUUGGAUGGGGGGGCUGAUUACAUGCAUACGUUUGACUUGAGAGCAUAUUGCGUUCACGUGCCGCGGUUACGGCGGCGUCGACUCAUCUCGUCUACAUGUUGUUGUUCAUCUCUUUUUUUUUUUUUUUUUUAAAUGUAGAACAGUUAAUAUAUACUGUACAUUUUAUCGGAAAUUAUUUUUAUUCCCAAUUAUGCACCGUUCAAAGAUUUUAUAUCCUAACUUUACAAGAUUUACAGACCUUUUGUAAUAUUCAAUGAUUUUUUUUUUCUUUUAAAAAGACAUUUUAUGUAAUGUUAUUUUUAGUACUCUGUAAUUAAAAUGACGACGUUUACACUUUG